Molecule: messenger RNA, 1701 nt
Organism: Adineta ricciae
Lineage: Eukaryota; Metazoa; Rotifera; Eurotatoria; Adinetida; Adinetidae
Source: the annotation of a GenBank genome assembly
AUGGCGAGAUCAGCAUCGAGAGGCGACUUGAAAAAAAUAUAUCAAUAUAGCGAGAAUAUUACAAAGACUCGUGAUCGUGCUAUUAGACUGACGUGCAUUGACCAAAAUCGAGGUGUACCGACCGAUAAGAAACGUAGCAAUCGUAUGGCUAGAUUGAGAAUACGAAUAAAUAGAUUGACACUCAAACGACAAGAUGAGAUACUGAAAGUUUAUUCAAAUCUAAUUAUAAGAAGAAACAUACUAUCACCAGAACCACGUCGAUCAAAACAAACUCAUCAGACAUCGCAAGCUUCAAUAUCGUCUUUAGACCGGCAAUCUGCUGUGCGGCAUGAAUCUUCAUCGCCACCGUCAUCACCAACGUUAACAUCGCCUCGGUCAACAUCGUCAUCUCCAGCCCUUCAACUUAUCGUAGCAAAUAUAGAUAUCAAUCCUGAUGUGACCAAAGUUGAUAUGAUACCAAACGUAUUAAACUCCGACAAUGAGAGUUAUGACGAUGACGAUGAUGACAAUGAAGAUGAUGGUAUUGUUUACCCGGAUGGCGUGACUGAUUUUCGACCGUAUAAAACUGUGGCUCGUUAUCGAAAAGCGACUGGAAAAUCAACUAAUUUUCGUUCCUAUCCUAUCCUUGUCGGGGAAGAUUCGUUAGAGACAUUAAUUCUUGGCCUUGAAGAUUUUGCUCAGCAGCAUUACUGUGAUUUGCGUUUCACAGAUGAAGAUAUACAAUUCCAUAGGAGUGUUUAUCGUGCUUCAUGUGGACUGGUUGAUUUGGGAAGUAUUCAUUUAUUAGCAACGGAUUCAUUACUUACAGCUACGUUCGAAUUUGAGAUGGAUCUUGAUUAUGACACAGAUAUUGUAUCGUCCAAAGAAAAUGUAGAAACUUUUGUGUUGGAUUUUUGUCAAGCGAUAUCAAAUGUAUUAUCCUGCGAUAUAAACAACGUUCGCGUAUUUACCAUUGAGAAGUUGACUAAGAAAUCUAGAAAAACUCGUGUGAAUUUUGGACUGACUACAUCAGAGCAUGAACAAACACAACAAUUAGCUGACCAACUGAAGAUACAUGCUCAAUCAGGAUUUUCAGAUGAAGAAAUUUUGAAACAUGUCAAACCACGGGAUUAUAUAUAUUUAUGGAAAACAGUUUUAACGCAUUUAAAAAUACGACUGGCUGAUUUAGAUCCACAGUACAACUUUGACUAUAGAAAACCUGGUGUACCCGACAAAGAUACUCGUGGCGGUUAUCCUUAUUUUCUUCCUAUUGGAUGGUUCCGUCAUGGUCUCAACGUCAGUACUAAGUAUGGACAUGAUCGGACGUGGAUUGGUUGUGUCAAUGCUCCUGGAGAGUGGCCAGUUGCUUUUCAUGGAACGCAUAAAGAAGCAGUUACUGGCAUCGUUGCAAAUGGAUUGUUGCCCAAAUUCACUGAAACAGACGUUAAGCUUGAUGAAGCAAUUGAUCAGAUUGGUGAAGAAGCUAAUAAAGCAGGGUUGUAUGUAGCUACACAUUGCCACGGUGGAGCAGAUUUGUAUACAACACCAUUCACUGUGACAACAGCCGCAGACCGAAGCGAACAGUUUCGAAUUGUUUUCCAAUGUCGUGUUGAGCCUAAGAAGUUUACAACUCAUACGAGUCCUGUAAAUGAAGGAGAAGCAUGGCGUUUUGUUGAUCCAAAUGCAAUUCGACCCUAUGGAAUUUUACUGAAAAAAGACUAA